GAUCAAGUUUAGGGAACCGAAGUCAUCACAGCUGCUUUCUUGCAUGCAUCCACUCAUCUCUGCCUAGCUAGCCUUGUUGUAAAAAUGGAUAGAGAAAAUAAUGACGAAUAGUUUUCUGCUGUCACAGCUAUACUUGAUAGAGAGGAUGUAGUCUUUUCAUGUUUGAAGUAUUUUAACUAUUAUUGUAACAUUUUUGUCGGGUCCAUUUUUUUUUUUAAACUGGAAAGUGGAAAAGACAAAGAGAAAGGGCUUUCCAAUAGCUAGAAUGGUUUGGGCCUAAAAAGAAGAGAAGAGUGACUGUGUCUCUGUUGUUAGCAACAUGAACCGUGAAGACCGGAAUGUGCUCCGUAUGAAAGAAAGAGAAAGGCGAAAUCAAGAAAUCCAGCAGGGAGGAGAGGCCUUUCCAGCUCACUCCCCUCUCUUUCCUGAACCUUAUAAAGUUUCCAGCAAAGAAGAUAAACUGUCCAGUCGUAUCCAGAGUAUGCUUGGAAACUACGACGAGAUGAAGGAACCUAUCGGAGACACAAUUCCAAAACUCGGUGGCAAACCCUCAGGCUCGUCGUCCUCCGAGGAGAAGUCUGGCCAGUCUCUGUUUGGGGACCAGCGUGGCGGUGGCAGUGGCCAGAACAGUAAAUGGACUCCAGUAGGCCCAGCGGCCAGCACCUCGUCCUCCCAGUCCUCUAAGAGAUCCAGCCUCCAGGGCAGCCACAGCGGUAGCAGGAGUAGCGGUAGCAGCAGUAGUAGCCAAAGACACGAGCGGGAACACAAGAAGUCCAGCAAGCAUGGCUCAGAACACUCCAAGUCCCACACGUCUAGCCCAGCCAAGGGUUCCCUGAGCUCCAGUCACUCCCGGUCACUAGGUGCUGAGCACCACGGCAAGGAGCGCUACCGCUCCAAGUCCCCACGUGAGCGCGAGGCCAACUGGGACUCCCCGUCGCGUGUGCACACAUCUUUCACCAGCGGCCCGCAUUCCAGCCAGGCUUUCCCCCCUUCGCUCAUGUCCAAGCCCAGCUCCAUGCUACAGAAGCCUACAGCCUACGUGCGCCCCAUGGAUGGCCAGGAGACGGUGGAGCCCAAGACCUCAUCAGCGAUGUACAGUGGCCAGUCCCACAGCAGCACCAUGGGGGAGAUGAAGUCCAACGGCAAGGCAUCGCUCUCCAAGCUCAAGAUCCCCUCACAGCCUGUUGAGGGUCCCAUGACUGGUGAUGCGAAUUGUGUUGAUGAGAUUUUAAAGGAAAUGACUCAGUCCUGGCCCCCUCCGUUGACCGCCAUUCACACCCCCUGCAAAACAGAGCCUUCAAAGUUUCCAUUCCCCUCCAAGGACACCCAGCACGCAAGUUUUCCUGGUGCACACAAGAGACCAACCAAGACAUCGAGCAGUCACCAGUCCAAGGCAGCGCCAUGCGAUGGAGAUCAGGCCAAUAAUGUUUUGCUGGAAGAUGACCUGAAGCUCAGCAGUGAUGAGGACAGUGAUGGAGAACAGGACUCGGCCAAAAACGCCUCCAGAAACGCAUCAGCAAGUAACAACAGUAAUAACAGCGAGGGAGCGGUGCACUCGCGGGACGACUCCAGCAGUCACAGUGGCUCAGAGAGCAGUUCAGGGUCGGACAGCGAGAGCGAGAGCAGCUCCACGGAUAGCGAGGCCAAUGAGCCCCCUCGCCCGGCAUCACCAGAGCCUGAACCAGCCACAGCCAAUAAAUGGCAGUUGGACAACUGGUUUAAGAAAGCCAAGCAGUUCUCCCCGGCCUCCCCAGUGGACAGUAAUGUACCCACCAAGUACAAGAAGGAGGGGCGGGACCAGAGCUCAGGCCGUGGCUACAGUGGACAGGGCGGGUCUAAAGACUCAGGGGCGCCUACACCUAGCAGGGACCUGAGGGCAGCACAGAAGGGCUCAGAGAGCGGCCGUGGCCGGCAGAAAUCUCCCGCUCAGAGUGAGGGUGGCCCGGGCCAGCGCAGAACAGUGGGUAAAAAACAGCCGAAAAAGUCUGAGAAGCCCCCGGUGGUGGAGGAGCCAAAGGGGGGGCUGAGGGUUGAGAGUGAACCCGCUCCUGAGAUCCCUCCCCAUCGGCCCAAGGCCGCCACCAAGGGCUCCCGCAAACCAAACAUCAAGAAGGAGCCCAAGUCCUCACCCAGGCCGGCUGUGGACAAGCGAAAGAGCAAGGCACCCACCAAGACUUCCCAGAAGUCCCGGGAGUUUGUGGACACGGACUCUUCCUCCUCAGAAUCGGAGGAGAACGACAGCAUUCCCUCGUCGUCUCAGACCCCCAAGUACACAGAGAGCAUCAGGACUCCAGUGUGUGUGUUCUCUCCUAUGGAAGAGAAGGAACUGCUCUCUCCUCUCAGCGAUCCGGAUGACCGCUUUCCCAUCAGGCAGCAGCAGGUGCUCAUGGUGAAGAUCGACCUGAGCUUGCUCUCCCGCGUUCCUGGACGGCCCUACAAAGACCUGCUAGAGCCCAAAGUAGAGAGGGACUGCUCCCUGGACAGAGACAAGGACUUCCAGAAGCAGCCCUCUGAGAAGAGCUCUGGUAAGGGCAAGAGGAAACACAAGAAUGAUGACGAGAGCACCAAGCCUGAUAGCAAGAAGUCCAGACUUGAAGACAAAUCCUCAUCUCAUCACAAGAACAGCAGCAAAGAGUCUAAGAGGGCAAUGGAGGCCAAAGUGAAGGAAGAGCCGGUGCCCUCUCCCUCCAUAUCAGGGUCAGGAGGGCUGCAGAGAACACCCAAGGCAGAGCACCAGAGCCGCAAGCGGACGGUCAGCCAGUCUUCCACCUCCCUGUCCAGCGGAGCCAGCAGCGGUAAGGAGGGAGGCCACAGCACCAAGAGCAGCUCCACCUCCAAACACAGGAAGGGCGAGGACAAGCAGGGCAGGAGCAGCCGGGAGGGCAAGGAGAAAUCCUCAAAGGGCUCUGAUAACAAGCUUGCUGUGCCACGGCUCUCCUCGGAUGGCUCAAAGUCCCUGAGAUCAAAACUGCUGUUUGAGGACAGGGUUCACUCUGCGGAUCACUACUUACAACAGGCCAAGAAACUGAAACACAAUGCAGAUGCACUGAUGGACCGGUUUGAGAAGGCCGUGUACUACCUGGAUGCUGUGGUGUCCUUUAUUGAGUGCGGAAACGCACUGGAGAAGAGUGCUCAGGAGGCUAAGUCCCCCUUCCCCAUGUAUGCCGAGACCGUGGAGCUCAUCAAGUACACUAUGAAGUUAAAGAGCUACAUGGCCCCAGACGCUACGUCAGCAGAUAAACGGUUAGCUGUGUUGUGCCUGCGAUGCCAGUCCCUCCUCUACCUGCGACUGUUCAAGCUGAGGAAGGAGAGUGCACUGAAAUACUCUAAAACACUCACGGAGCACCUGAAGAAUUCCUUGAGUAACACCCAAGCGCCCUCUCCUGGAAUGGGAAAUAAAGCGGCUGGCAUGCCCUCUCCAGUCUCUCCCAAGCUGUCCCCAGGUAGUGCCGGUAGCUACUCGUCAGGCACAUCCAGCGGCAGCUCCUCGGUCACCAUUCCCCAACGCAUCCACCAGAUGGCUGCCAGCUACGUCCAGGUCACCUCCAACUUCCUCUAUGCCACUGAGGUGUGGGACCAAGCAGAGCAGCUGGCAAAAGAGCAGAAAGAGUUCUUCACGGAACUGGACAAGGUGAUGGGCCCUCUGAUCUUCAACACCAGCAGCAUGACUGAACUGGUGCGCUUCACACGGCAGGGCCUACACUGGUUGCGGCUGGACGCUAAGCUCAUUCCCUGAAGGAUGCUAUAACCCCCCCAAUCCCCACUGCCCCUCCAUGCACACAUGAACUAUAACACUGUGUCCAUUUUCUACACCAGCUUGCCAAAAACACUGAGCGAUAUUGAGCAUCUUAGAUCUACGACUAUCCCAGGGGUGGGGGGGAGGAUUAAGCUAUCUGUACAUACUAGCAAAUCUACUAUUAGUGGUCUUUGUCAUAUCUUUGGGUUUUGCAAAAGAAAGUCAUUGUUCUAUUUGGCACAACGCUUUUGCAGAAUUAUUUUAGAUGAAAUACACAAUUCUAUAGGCUAUAAGCACAUUAUUCACAUUUGGCUUUUAUUUAUAUAUAGAUUUUUUUUUUUUUUUUUUACCAAAGUACUUCCUUCAAACCAAAGGUGCUUUAAAACUAAGGUUUGUCUCUUAUCUUUUUUGUGCCUUGUAUCUGAUCUACAGGAAACUAGAAUAUACCAUGUGUUGAAAUGCAGAUCCAGCAAAGUUGGUGGGGAUUUAAAUGGUUUGAUCAAAUCAAAUGUUUCAAAUCAAAUUUGGAGACAUUUUAAAGAGUUAUUUCAGGCUUCCAAAUGUAACUUUUUUGGAAUUGUACUGGACGCUAGCUGUGAUCAGUGGGUUGAAGACAGUCUUGAUGGUGUGUGAAGUGACCGAGAGCUUGGUUUGCCUGACAGAUAUCACUGACGCAUGCACACAUUACUCUUAACAGUUGCCAUUUGAAGGGGAUGUAGCGCACAGAUGACCACAUUUGGCGUUCGCCUGUGAUACACCAUUCAAUUGAUUUUGUUUAAGUUACUUUCAUCGCUCUGAAGAACCAUUUCCUAUUUGUCAAUGAGUUCUUCUUCCUAUGAAAUCUAGUUUGACUGUAGUGGAAAGGUUUUUUGUUGUUGAUGAAUUGCCCAGAGAGAUCAUUAAUUUCUCAACAAGGUGUUAUUGUUCUAUUUGAUUCCUUAUAGGUUUGUACCGGAAAGGGUUGCUGUAUUUUUCUAAGGCGCAGCAGGGUGUGUGGUUGGUUUUGCAAAUGUUAUCCUUGAAACACAAUGUAAUUAUUUGUAUAGUUUCUUCAAAAAUUGCCUGGCAAAAGCAGAUACUUACUGCAAGGAAGGACAUGAAUGCACUUGCAUUUUAAGACUACAAUUCUUUUUAUAGGUUAUAUAGCAUACACAUUGGUGGUGCUUAUUAGCCAUACAUAGAUGGACUUGUAAGUUCAUGAGUGUUAUAUUCCAAUCACAAAGUACAUGGCCAAUAUAUAUUUUAUUUAUGUACCAAGCAGUUACUCUGUUCAAAGUUGUUCACUUUCAGAUUGUUAGGCUUGAAAUGCAAAGUAUUUGUAUUGAAUAUGAAACUGUCAUACUUAAUUUAAUGUUUAAAAGUUGUUCCUGGGUUCUCUACAUAGCGUAAUAGUAAUUUGUGUAUUACAAAAUAUAGAAAUGUAAUCUAUGGUCUAUAUUUAUGGUACAGGUUAGAUUGAGCUACUAUAGUGGUAAACUGCCCUAAUAUUUAUGUUAUUUUGUAUUGUCAUUAGUUUUGCAACAAGUCAACAGAAAAGUGAACUUGUGGUAUUGUAUGAUGAAGGGUUUUUUCCUAUUAGCCCAUGUAUAAUAUACACAUGCUGGAAACACUAGUACCUUUUUCUCAUUGGCACCCUGGUCUUUAAUUUUGGGGAAACUGUUAUUUCUUCUUGCACUCAGAGUAAUGGAAGAUGUUUUAUCUAUGCAGGAUUUUUUAAGUAAAAUCUUUGUAAAUCCUUUUUUUGGCUUUUAGUUUGAAAUCAGGAAUUUCCACUUUUUAAUUGUUGGCCAAAACCUAUUUUGUUUGACACAAAUGUCCAAUGCUUUUAGCUUAUGCCUCAUGCUUGUCCACUGAUUUACUGGUAUACAUCUGCUUUUGUAACCAAACAUGGAUGGCUUAAGCCAUUUUAUACCUUAAGCUGGAGGCCACUUUUCUCAGAUAGUUCUCUGGGUGUGUGUGUUCAUGUAGCCAUGUCUUCAUACACUGGUAAACUUUUAAGUACAGCUGCAAGGCUUGUGUUCCAUCCUAUUCAGAUGUACAAAAUAUGAGGAUCAUUUUAACAUAUCUCACAAGGCUUUCACUCAUAUGUAUUUGUUUUUCUGCCACUUUAGCUUGUCAACCAUUUUUUUUUCUUUGUUUGGCUUUUACUGAAUAUUAUUUUGUGUUUGGAAGAUAUUGUGUGGGUUGUUUGAUACCAUAUUUCAAUGUAAGUAUAGUUAGUUAUAACUUGAAUAAAUCCAGGGUAAAAUGAAAUGUUCUGACCUUCAAUAGAAAGACUUAACACUUGCAUGUCUCUAUUUAAAUACAAAUAUGUAUAAAUUGUAUAUAAAAUAUUUCUUUUAGGGUACAUUUCUACUACAGUUUAACAUUUGUAUUGAAAUUAAGUUGUAAAUACAUUUUGAGAUUAUAUGCACAUUUUCUGAGCUUUUUUCUUCAAAAAAUGUUAGAUGACACUUGAGUCUCUGAACACUGUAUAUCAAUAUGUUUAUUAAUCAUUUUUGUUACUGUAUUGUAUGCCUUGUCUCCUGCUUCACCAAUGUCUGUCAUUGUCAUAAGCAUUAUCAUCAUUGAUGUCUUUAGAUCAAGUGCUAAUAUUGUCUUUUCUGUAUUUGAUAUGGAGACAUUUAAAUCCAUGCAAUGUAUAUUGCUGAUCAGAUUGAAUGGGAUGGAUGUUGGUGUGAGAUGUACAGUUGAUCAUAAGAAAACCAUCUAAGUUUCUACUUCACGUGAGAAAGCUCUAGCCCUUUUGAAAUUGAUCCGAGAUGUCUUUUGAAAUAUGUCUAUGUCAAGCAGUUGUAGAAGUUUAUACAGUAUGUUGUACUUAUUUUUAACUGUCUCAUCAGCAUACAAAGUACAGUAGUUUUAAUUGGGUUAGUUUUAAACUAUUGAUAACAGAUGUAUUAUGGAUGCAAUAUUAAGUAAAGGUACUCUUAUGAGUUUGUUAUUCAAACUUGGAAUAACAUGUCAUUUUAAAAUCUCUUGUGAAGUAUUACUUGUUACUAAUGGGAUUUCUGAGUCUGUCCUGAAUAUAAUUUGUAUUUUACUGUAUUGAGAAUAAAAUAUAUAUGGUUAUGUUUAA
This is a messenger RNA of Oncorhynchus mykiss (rainbow trout), 6815 nucleotides long. The record is from RefSeq and is a predicted model, not a curated record. NCBI's taxonomy places the organism in Eukaryota, Metazoa, Chordata, Actinopteri, Salmoniformes, Salmonidae.